CAGUAAUAUGAUAUAUGAUCUUAAAACAAAUUAAAUAAAAGCUUAAUAUAAGAACUGAAGAUAUACCAACAGAAAGUGAAUUAGUGGGAAAUAACCGACAUAAUUAGAAUAUUUAUGACGCAACAGUGCACACUUCGCCUCAGAUGUGUGAUGAUUUGUCAUGCGCAUGUGUCCGGCUCUGCGCAUGCGCACCGCUGCUUAUCGGGAGUUCUGGCGCACCUGGCAACCUCCGCGACUCCUCCAGAAACUGCUGUCCGCCUCUGAAGCGUCGAUCACCGCGGGCGGAUGGGGAGCGCACCGCUGCUCCGGCCGUUCCAGUAGAGUCGCGUGUGCGUCAGAAACAGUGGCGGAGAAUCGAGCGCGUGAAGGCGGACUCCGCAGAUCCACAAUGGCGGCUCCCAGCAGUGACUCUGGCUCUUCGUGCGGUGGCGGCGGUACUGCGGGACCAGCGGGACUCUCACCGCGACUCGGCUCCAUCGGUGCUCAGGAUUCAAACUCCUGCUGGCGCUGUCAGAAUGAAACAGGGUUUCAGAUCAAUCUGUCUGGAGUAACCCAAAUCAAACGCAAAGCGCUGAAGCUGAACUUUGCCAAUCCGCCAGUGAAGCCGGCGGCGCGUCUGCCCAUCACCAGCACUGCACCGGCCUUCCAGAACCCACACAUAGAGCGGUUGCGGACACACAGCAUCGAGUCUUCAGGCAAACUGAAGAUUUCUCCAGAACAGCAUUGUGAUUUCACGGCCGAGGACCUCAAGGAUCUGGGGGAGAUCGGGAGAGGAGCGUACGGAUCCGUCAACAACAUGGUGCACAAACCCAGCGGGCAGAUCAUGGCUGUCAAGAGGAUUCGCUCCACGGUGGAUGAGAAAGAGCAGAAGCAGCUGCUGAUGGAUCUGGACGUGGUGAUGAGGAGCUCCGACUGCCCAUACAUCGUACAGUUCUACGGCGCUCUCUUCAGAGAGGGCGACUGCUGGAUCUGUAUGGAGCUCAUGGCUACCUCCCUCGACAAGUUCUACAAAUAUGUAUAUUGUGCGUCAGAUGACGUCAUUCCAGAGGAAAUAUUAGGCAAAAUUACAUUAGCAACUGUGAAAGCACUGAAUCACUUGAAGGAAAACUUGAAAAUAAUCCACAGAGACAUCAAGCCCUCCAAUAUUCUCCUGGACAGAAACGGCAACAUUAAGCUGUGUGAUUUCGGCAUCAGCGGGCAGCUGGUGGACUCCAUCGCCAAGACCAGAGACGCCGGCUGCAGACCCUACAUGGCUCCUGAACGCAUCGACCCCAGCGCCUCCAGACAGGGCUACGAUGUGCGCUCAGACGUCUGGAGUUUGGGAAUCACACUGUAUGAGCUGGCCACGGGCCGCUUCCCGUACCCGCGCUGGAACAGUGUGUUUGAUCAGCUGACGCAGGUGGUGAAGGGGGAGCCGCCGCAGCUCUGCAGCUCUGAGGACCGACAGUUCUCACACAAGUUCAUCCAGUUCGUCAACCUAUGCCUUACGAAGGACGAGUCAAAGAGGCCAAAGUACAGAGAGCUGCUGGUACGCCACACUGCAUCCGUCUGUAAGCAUCCGUUUAUCCUGAUGUACGAGGAGCGUCUGGUGGACGUGGCCCGAUACGUGUGCCGGAUCCUGGACCAGAUGCCGGCGUCCCCCGGCUCUCCCAUGUAUGUGGACUGAUGGAGAACGGCAUUCUGGGUAACGGAGUCCUGUGGCGUCCACGCAUCACUGCCCGCUGACCUGAGAGUGCGAAGAUCCAGAGCAAACCAGGGCACAGGGUCUGACACGGGAGCGCUGGUCUCACACACACACACACACACACACACACACACACACACACACACACACACACACACACACACACACACACACACACACGACUGUUCGAGGAGGACACGCUUGCCUUUCACUCCCAGAACAUCCGUGCAAUAAGAAUCAACUCAUUUCAAAGCCAUUUUCAGGAGUGUGUGUGUAAAGCAGCUCACUCUCUAUCACUCUUCAUCUCUCUGUGUGUGUGUGUGUGUGUGUGUGUGUGUGUGUGUGUGUGUGUGUGUGUGUAUGUUUAUGUGUAUAAACAUGUUUGAGUGUCACUGUUUGUUUGUGUGAGGAAAUGUGUUUUUAAGAAUGUGUGUGUGUGUGUGUGUGUGUGUGUGCGCGUGUGUGUGCGCGCGCGCGCAGCAUCGCAUCUCUUUAUUUAAUAAAUCAUAUGCAAAUCUGUGUGUGGUGCAGAAUGGAGUGUUUUAGCAGCUUUAUAUGCAAAUCCGCCUGCUGUCCUGAACAUUAAUAAGUGUGUGUGUGUGUGUGUGUGUGUGUGUGUGUGUGUGUGUGUGUGUGUGUGUGUGUGUGUGUGUGUGUGUGUGUGUUUCCGCGCACAGAUCCUCAUCUUCAGCAUGUGUUGAUCCCCCAGAUCUGUCUAUGGUAAAGAUGUACAGCAGCGCUUGUCAAAUGUUGAUUGUAUAAUAAUAAUGAUGCACCAGACAGUCUUCAGAGGAAUAAUAAAGUACACCACAGUGUAGGAUAAGGUGUGUGUGUGUGUGUGUUCUAAUGUAUUCAGAGUGGGGACAUUUGUACAGAGAAAUGAUCACUGUGAAAUAUUGUAUGUGUGUGGUGGGAAGAGUGAAGUGUAAAACUGUAAGAAGGAACCGUGCAGGGAUAAAGCUGUGUGUGUGUGUGUGUGUGUGUGUGUGUUCAGGUCUGCAUAUAUGAAGCGCUUGAUUAUGAUGAUUAUGAUGAUGAUCAGCCUGCGGGUCAGAUGUUCUUCUUGUCAUUCUGCUCUGUUGGAUCUGAACUCAUGAUGGACUCAAUGCUAGAAUAAACCAAUACUCAGCCCUC
Molecule: messenger RNA, 2818 nt
Organism: Danio rerio (zebrafish)
Lineage: Eukaryota; Metazoa; Chordata; Actinopteri; Cypriniformes; Danionidae
Source: RefSeq, a predicted model, not a curated record